Molecule: messenger RNA, 7370 nt
Organism: Hylaeus volcanicus
Lineage: Eukaryota; Metazoa; Arthropoda; Insecta; Hymenoptera; Colletidae
Product: serine-rich adhesin for platelets-like
Exons: 8
Coding region: 249-7265 (2338 amino acids)
Molecular function (GO): protein dimerization activity
Source: RefSeq, a predicted model, not a curated record
UGGUAAAACAGGUUUACGAGGAAGAUCGAUAGAUGGCGGGCAGGUUCGAACGAGCGUCGCGAGCUCUAUCGGUCGACAGAGUUUUUAUUUCGUGUGUUCUGCGAUCGAGGCCAUCGAGGCGAGCAGAAAGAUCGAAAUGUCAGAGUUACGACGAGGAUUGUCGAGCGUGUGUAAUGUCAGCUACAAGUGACGCCUCUGCGCUUCUGGCAGCGCGUUUUUCACGCGAAACGAUGCCAACUGGAUAAAUUAUGCCACGAAAAGAAAACACCAAAGCAAAAACAUGGGAGCGAGACAGAAGAAAACGUAUGAACUCGUACUUCAAAACGUUGGCAGAUCUUCUGCCACCGCAUCAGGAUGGCCGCAAACGCAACAAAGUCGACAUCCUGGUCCAUGCCUCGAAAUACAUCAAAGACCUCCAUAGUCGCACGGAAGAGUUCUUUUCCGCGCACGCUUCCGAAGCGCACAAGGAAGAAUUGGCUCGUCUCAAACAACUAGUAACUCAGCUUUUCUCUCACACGCAGUUGCUAUCGACGUUGUUGCGCGAGGCUGGAAUCUCCGUACCCGCGGAACCAGCCCUUGAAAAAAUAUCUCCGCUAAAGUGGUCGAAUAAAAUUAAUGUAGGAGACGCGGAGAAGUAUUUCAGUAAGAUAGAAGAAAUAAAAAAUUCUGAAAAUAGAAGAGAGAAGUCCACGGACCUUAAAGUGCCUUCUAAAAGGAAGUCGGUAAAUUCUUCUCAAUCGUCUACCAAAAAGUCGACGCAGAAUGGCGAUGUUUCCAAGGACGUCAACAGUUCGAUCGAAAAUCAAGAAAACCGUGUAAACCGUGCGAAUAGUAAGGACGACAUUUCGGAUGCAACGAGGAACGUAUCGGAAACUGGACCAAAAGAAUCGGAAUGUUGCCAAACAAAUUCGAGUUCCGAUGCAGCCAUCGCUGAUCCGUCGAGUGGCAAAACGAAUAAUGUAUUACAGAAAGCGGAAACUCAAAAAAAAAGCAAGAAAAAGGCGAAAAAGAAAGACGGGAAAAAGUCUUUAACGUCAUGCAUAAAUAAUUCUGUUACUAAUCUAACUCCGAAUACUCUUAUACUGUCUGGUGGUAAAUUAAUGCCUCUGGUAACUCCUAUGGCGUCGAAUAUAAUUGUAAAUGCUCAACAGCAACCGACGAAUCCUAUAAUUCUUAGCAACACUCAGCAAAGUCAAAUGAUCGUUAUGCAGCCCUUGACGAAUCGCGUACAGAAUUCUGUUGUCUCCAUUUGUAAUCAGGCUUUAAUUAACACGGUACAAAAGGUCACGUUGAAUACAGUUCCAAAUAUCCACGCGAAUAUGGUUGUCGAUUCGCAAAAAUGGGCAUCAAACGUAAAGAAUAUAGUGAACGCGACAAAAAUCGGCGGUCAUAAAGGGAUUCUGCCCAAGGGCAAAGAAGUCACAAAAACUACGAUGACGUAUAAAGUUCCUAUUCCGGCGGUUCACAAAGAAAAAGGAGAGAAAUCGAAAGAACAGACGAGUAAAAAGGAUAGCGAGGUUAAAUCUAAAGCGAAUAAGAAUCAUGCGAAGAAUGUUAAAAAUCAAUCGCUCCCAAAAAUGGGGGAUGAGAGAAACGAGAAAGGAAAAGGUGAAAAAAGCAUCGAGAAUGUAAAUGGAGCGCAGAAAGGAUCGCUCAAGCGGUCGUCGGCUAUAGAAGUCGACUCUACAAAUGAAUCUGCCGAAAAGAAACGGAAGACAAACGAACACAGCGAAUGUACCGUUAAGGUGCAACCGGUACAUUUAAAACGUGUAAUAGAGACGAUAGGCGAGGUCGCGAAUGAAGAAGAUGAAGGUCGUAUCGUGGAUCGGUCGAAUGAAAAAAAAUCAUCUACCGAAACUAGUGCUAACCGCGAGAUCGUUUCCGACUUUUCAAAGUCUGAAGAUGCCUUAAAAUCGGACAACGUGCAGUGGGAAACUAAGAAAAGUCAAGAUGCAUUGGUUUUAGGUACAGUGUCACCGGUUACUUUCUCACAGGAGCAUUUGAAAUCUGGCAACGAGGUUAUAUCGGUUUCCGAAGAAACCGAGUUCGGUAUUCCUAUAGAUAGUACACUAGAAAAGUCACGUAACGACACGAACAAAACCAAUUCCAAGUUAUCUUUAACGGAAGUUGAAGAGGCUGUCCAAGACACCGCAGAAUCUAAGAAGAUGAAAGAAGUGUGCAACCUCGGUACAGAGUUCGAGAAUCUGUUACAGGUGACGCCCAAAGAAUCGGAAGCUGUUGAAGGGGCAACAAACUUAGAAAGUAAUAAGAUCAUUUUAAAUCUUGAUACAAAUACCACGACAACGUUGAAACCAGAAGCGAAUGCGGUAGUACAAACGUCCGACGGCACAGCGCAAACAUCGGUGUUGCUUCCAGUUGGCAUGAUCGAAGACGAAUCCAAGUUAGGUAAGACUUCGAAAGAUGAGAUAUCGAAAACUUCCCUGACGUACAACACAGAGAAUUCUUUCGUGCCCAUUGGUAACAGAACCGACGGUCUUCACUCGGACCUUUCGAACGACAUAUUCGCUUCUCUUCAAGUUCCUUCCAGCUCGCACAAUUCUGAGUCGAUAUCUCCUACCGCGGCGUUUCUGAUGGCUUUCCCGCUAGUAUCCUCGUUGAACGGUAAAACCGAGGUUCUGGAAGAGGAGAUGAAGGAAGACUUCAAGUAUCACAGUCAAACUCCACCCAUGCUUCUACAGAUUGGAGCGAUGGAGCCCAACAGUUUCAAGAUAAAGACGUCGUCCCCUUCUCAUUCGAUCGCAGAGAAACGUUUGAAGAUGACAUGCGAAGAAAAGAAAAAUGUAAAUGAUCCUGUAAACGAGUCGGUGAACUCGGAGAUGAUCGUUUCCUUGGAGUGUAACUUGACUACGAAGGCUUUACCUAAGGUCGUGAACGACGAGCCUCUUAGGGAAUCUUACAAGAUUGUGCAAAGUGUGUUACCUUCUGCGGAGAAACCUGCUUCUUCAAAUUCUUUCUCGCACACUACCAUCUACUCUGUCGCAAGCGUGUCGGCUACCACUUCGAUAAGUACCAACACAGAAACAAGGGAAAAUUGUCAGAGUCAGCUCGCGACAAGUCUUCGAAACACGAUCACCAAUACUACCACUGAAAAUGUUAUCACCUCUGAUAUUGGCACUGCCUCCAGUUCCAAUAAAUCAGACCAGACCACUUGUCCAAUUCAAGCAUCAACCUGCGAUACCAGUGUUCGUUACACCUCCUCUCAAGACUUUUUGUCCAACUACUCGACAGUUGUCGAUAAUAAUCUGAAUAGUUUGCAACAAAAUUCAACGAUUUGUAGCAAUGGUACAAUUCAAGAUGUCACUCCUGCUGGAUCGAUGCAAAACGUACCACCCGAUGUCUCUCAAGCAUCUCUCAGUUCCCAUUUGGCUAAUACGACGACUACUACGAAUACUUCUUUGCGUUUGCAGACUAUGCAGAUGGAUUACGCGUCUCAAAUAAAGGAUAAAGAUUCUCAUAGCUCUCGCGAUGUUUACGGAGUUCACGACAAAGGUCCUCUGGUCGAUUCCAACAUUGUACCCAACAAUCGACUCAAUUACAGCGAUCACGUUGACAGAACUCUUCCCACUUCGUCUCAAAAUAUGCAACAGGAUUAUUCUAUACAGCCCAAAGAUGUAGCUCUUCCUAUUCUUUCUUCCCAAAAUAUGCAAACUGUUUACGAUUCACAGCCUAAAGACACUCAUGUUCUAACUACGCAACAAAGCACUCAGCAGCCAUACACGGUGCACGAAAAGGAUCAUCAUGUACAGAACUCCCACAACGACUACUCUGUAGAUCAGAGUAAGAAUCUGCCUCGAAAAAACUCUGUAUCUUAUCCUACAGGAACCGGUAACGUAAAUACGUCUACCAGAAAUCAGAGCUACUCUUCGAAAGACUCGAUACCCAACUUGUCCGAGAAUCAUUUCCAACGCAGUUAUCCGAAGAUGAAUAAGAAUUCUGAUACCUCAACCAAUACUAUCGUAGACCAAGAUGCAAAGUUGAAUAACGUUUUGAGAUCAAAGCAACAGGAAUCACAGAAUCACAGACGCGACACAAAUUAUACUUCUGCGAAAAAGAUAGACGUUGAUCCGUUUAUCGAGACAUUUUCCUACGGAGUGAAGGAGUCUAUGAGCGCACAAACUGAACAAAAUGUGCUGAAUACUAAUAAUAUAUUUCAAGGAAAACGAGAAAAUUCUCAGAAUUAUACUUCAUAUUCUAACAAAGACAUGAAGAAGAUUAACGCUAACUCUUCGAAUACUCUAAAUAGUAAGCCUUUGAUUCAAAACGUGCCUGUAUCACGGUAUUCGCAGCAGCCAUCAUCUUUCGUCGCAACAUCUAACUACGAGCCGAGUACCGUUACCGAUAAUCACGCCAAAUCGACAACUACCGUUGCUCACAACUCUUCCAAUUUCAGUAUUUUAUCUUGGACUACUUUAUCACCUGUUGGCGGUAAUGCUAAUAACAAUUUAGUGCAGUUUGAGCAAGGACCAACUCAAACGGACAACACAGAGGAGAAAAAUAUUUGCGAUAAUUUCAAUUACGUUCCCCUGCACAAGGAAAAUGCAAAUUUCUCUAAUGUAUUAACAAACGACGUUUAUUCGACUAAUUCGGCUGUGACUAAUAUCGACAAGUCGAGGAUGAAAUCUGGAAUGGAUCCGCAGAAACAACCUUUUGUUGAUCCCUCGAAAGCAAGAAAUAUUCAGGCAAACGUUCCUCCAUCUGGCAAGCAAAGUCGCAUGCAAAGUCAAAGUCAAACUUCGUCUGGCAGCAACGAUUACAAGUUUAGUACCGAAAAUAAAAGCAAAUCCAAGUAUGGAAUGGAGUCUGAGUACAUUCAAAACGAGUAUUCUGGAAUAGAUCAGCAAUCACAGCAGCAACAGCAACACGGACAAAAGACCCAUCAAUCCAUGCCUACAAAGCAGGACAAACCUGUGUAUCCUAUGUCCACUUACGACUCUCAAGUGAACUUUGAUUUACCCGAAGUUAGUACACAAAUAAAGUACUCUGUGGAGACGUACGCCAGCUCGAAUUUCAAGUAUCCCGACAAAUUACAGCAGCAGAAUCAGAACAAGUAUCAGCCUUUGAUUCAGGAACAAAUUCCCUCUCAUCAACACGAUAGCGUUACGUACACCAACGAUGGAAAACAUGGACAACAGCAAAGUGCCGUAAAAUCAAAAGGAAACCAACAGCAACAUGCCAUCAGAGCCCCUGUGAACUGGAUGAUGACACCAGAGAUUAAACACAACGCGAACAUUGCCGACAUCAUUUUACCCCCAAUUGGCAAGGAACUCGAAUUUUGUCAGAACAAUUUGUUUACACAAACACCAUCGUACAAUCAAGGAACAUCGAAUCAGUUUUACAAUAAUUAUGACGUGGCAGGCCAUAGUUUCUCUAAUUUACCAGCAUUGCAAACCGAACCAAAGAGAACUUCAGAGGUGUUUUAUUCAGAGGAUCAACCGUUCCCUUGGUCUCCUACGAAGACUAGCGUACACGUGGAGCAAACUCAACCGGUUAAGGGUAUAGAUCAGCAUAUCGUUUCUUCCAGUCUUCCAACUUUAGUCGGUGAUCUAGAUCUAGGUACCAAUAUAUCCGAGAAGCAGAACUUUUUAUUUGGUCAGGUAUCUUCGAGAGUUCCAUCUGACCAAAGUAAAGACCCCACCAAAGAUAAAGAAGGAAAUGUCACAGGACGUGAUUUCCAUGCCGUGUUAAAUAACCAAACUGUUCAGCACCCGGGAUCUGGAUCUUCGUUCCUUUCUGUGAGUCAACUGGUAGAACACGAGAAAGCUGAGAAGUCUCAUCAACAACACCAUCAGCAACACCAUCAUCAUCACCAUGCUCAUCAGCAUCAACAGCAGCAGCAGCAACAACAACAGCAACAGCAGCAACAACAACAACAACAAGCUAGGAAACAUCAAAGAAAAAGUAAUGCCAGUCCUAGAGGAAACAGUAAACGACAGAUGGAUAUUCGUAAACACACUUCGAGUAACGAUCAGUUACAUCAGAGGCACGAAGAACAAAAAUCUUCCGGUCAUGCCUUCUCGGAACAGGGGUAUCAACAGCAGCAGCAGCAGCAGCAGCAACAGCAGCAACAGCAACAGCAGCAGCAGCAACAACAGCAACAACAACAACAACAACAACAAAAGUAUCAGCAGAAUAAUGUUCACUGGAGAAGCAGGAAUUGUAAAAGCAAUUAUACCGCGGAAGCAUUGAUAGGAACUAAUAGCAGUGUUCAUGACACAAAUCAAGAUAAACAUGCCUCCAUAAAAUUUACUACUAAUUAUCCCCAGAAUAAAUUUCAAACGAGUUUGCCUACUGCGGAUACAGUUAUGCCGAUUAACUAUUUUUCAAAUGCAGACGAAGGAGGCGGUUAUGGGCAAAUGGUUAAUCAGAACUUUAACUCGUACUCGUACUCUUCCAACACAAAUAUCUACCCUACUUCGAAUUUUAUAACUAGUAUAUCGAACACUCCCACCAGUUACAUGAUGCCGCUACACGAUAACACCGAUUAUAUGGAAGCAAACGCCUUCCUUCUGUCGAAUGUGGCAACAUCCUCGACUGCCGCUUCAUCCUCCACGUCCACCGUAACGACCUCGACUUCCAAUGUAAAUACUAACGCGAAGAAUCAUCAACACUAUGCGAAACACCAGAAUUGUGACAAAAGAACAUACUCUACGAAUGCGAAGAAAGGAAAAAGGAAAGGACUAGAUGGAACUAUGCAGAAUUUGGAGUUUCCUCUUUCUAGCAUUAAUUCGACUCUCGAAGAUUAUCACCACUCUGCCACGUUCUUGCCACCACCUCCACCACCACACGCUAGCCCUCUUUAUCAAAAUCAUCCACAGGCAAACGUAUAUACGAAAGCUGUGAAUGGUUUACCACCACCACCCACGGUACCUGGUGCGCAAGGCGUCACCACAGUACCAACGGCUGGUUUCCCAAUGAAUCCAAACAUGUCAAGAGGAGGAAUCGUUUCGAGUAACCCUAUGACCAUGAGUCAUCAUCCCUCGGGCACUAGUCUCACCAACUUCAACUUAAGCACUAUAUUCCCUGAGAUGAACGACAAAAUAACGGGAUAUAAACCACCGAAUGGUAUACCACCCGGUUUAUCACAACCUCCAAACCAGUCUACAGCUUAUGUACAGAGAACCAAUUAUCCAACAAACCCUCUCUGUCAUUUGCCACAGGUGUCGGAAGGAAGUCAAUUUGCAAAUAGCGUUCCUCCUCCUCCUCCACCUCCUCCUCCCGGAGUAAUACAUUACAAGAAUGUAUAAUAAGGUAAAUACGAAUAAGGGUCAAAUGUGUUUUCGACCAAUUGACUACUGUACAUAUGUAAAUAACUAUGUAAUUGAUUAAAUUAAAAGAGAUUGAUAUAUAUA